Zophobas morio is the source of this 1470-nucleotide messenger RNA. RefSeq names its product N6-adenosine-methyltransferase non-catalytic subunit (gene Mettl14). The record is from RefSeq and is a predicted model, not a curated record. The coding region runs from base 105 to 1277 and encodes 390 amino acids. Gene Ontology annotation, cellular component: nucleus; RNA N6-methyladenosine methyltransferase complex. The transcript has 3 exons. Lineage: Eukaryota; Metazoa; Arthropoda; Insecta; Coleoptera; Tenebrionidae. Gene Ontology annotation, molecular function: mRNA binding.
UGCUCACUAACCCUGUCACCUGUCAAAUUGUUGCUCCUCGUAACUUUGUUGUCGUUCAAACCAAACAACAUGAACAAAACCAGCUGACCACCCCAGCAACCACCAUGGGCGAAGUCUUAAAGCACCUCCGCGAAAAAUCGCGAAAACGCAAGCAGCUCCUCGCCCAAACAUUGGGAGUCUCCGGCGCCGAAGAGCUCCGCCAGGUCCUCGGCACCGCCUCCGAAGCGCCAAAACGGCGAACCGACCAGCCCAACAGCGAGAACGACAAAUACGACUACAAGAAAGACACCCCCAACGAACUGGUGUACCGGGACUCGUCCACGUUCUUGAAAGGAACGCAGUCCUCGAACCCCCACAACGACUACUGCCAGCACUUCGUGGACACCGGCCAGAGACCCCAGAACUUCAUCCGCGACGUGGGGCUAGCCGACCGGUUCGAGGAGUACCCAAAAUUGCGCGAACUAAUCAAACUCAAGGACGAACUCAUCGCGCAGACUGCCAAUCCUCCCAUGUACCUCAAGUGCGACCUGUCGUCGUACGACCUAAAGAAUAUAAAUUGCAAGUUUGACGUGAUUUUGAUCGAGCCGCCGCUGGAGGAGUACCAGAGGACCAUGGGGGCCACGAACAUGCAGUUUUGGUCGUGGGACCAAAUUAUGAAUUUGGACGUGGGCGAGGUGGCGGCGCAGCGGAGCUUCGUGUUUUUGUGGUGUGGCAGCUCGGACGGGUUGGACAUGGGGCGCGUGUGUCUCAGAAAAUGGGGCUUUCGAAGGUGUGAGGAUAUUUGUUGGAUCAGAACGAAUAUUAAGAAUCCUGGACAUUCGAAGAAUUUGGACCCUAAAGCAGUGUUUCAAAGGACUAAAGAGCAUUGUCUCAUGGGGAUAAAGGGCACAGUGCGACGGAGUACCGACGGUGAUUUUAUUCAUGCAAACGUGGACAUUGACUUGAUCAUUUCUGAAGAAAACGAGUACGGGAGUUUGGAGAAGCCAGUGGAGAUUUUUCACAUUAUUGAACAUUUUUGUUUGGGGCGGCGCCGGUUGCACAUUUUUGGACGAGAUAGUACGAUCAGACCUGGUUGGUUGACGAUCGGGCCUGAGUUGACGAAUUCGAAUUUUAAUCCUGAUUUGUAUAGUAGUUAUUUUGUUAAUAACAAUAUAACUACGGGGUGUACGGAGCGGAUUGAGGCGCUGCGGCCGAAGAGUCCCCCGCCUAAGGGUAAGGGGAGCUCCGGGGGCAGAGGUCGGGGUAACUUCCAGCGUGGACGCGGUAGAGGGCGGUAGUUGUUAAAGUAGGAUUCAGGGUUUUUAAUAAGCGGAUACACUUUUUUUUAAAGCUUUUAUUGAUUUUAACAUAUGACACUACCAAAGUUGUCCAUUCAGCAGUGCUUUCAGAUCUAACUUAAAAAAUAUAAUGUUAAUCUGGAUCACAUCACAAUAAGCAAAUAUCAAUAUAAAAACUAUAAUAACCAUAUAA